AACAAAAAUUUGUUCUCUUUUGAAAUGUUUACACUCACCACCACCUCAUUAUCAUAUCACUCUAUCAAUAGUAUAGAACAUCCUUCACUCGUUUAUUUUGUGGCAACCAAAACAACAAUGGAAGUGGAAGUGAAGCUCCGCCUCCCAGACGCGUCCACACACCAAAAGCUCUCCGACCUCCUCUCACCCUUCCACCUCCAAACCCUAAUCCAAGAGAACAUCUUCUUCGACGGCUCCAACUCCGAGCUCUCCUCCAACCGCGCCGUCCUCCGCCUGCGCUUCUACGACGUCGCUUCCCGCUGCGUCCUCUCCCUCAAGGCCAAGCCCGUUAUCUCCGACGGCGUCAGCCGCGUCUCAGAACUCGAAGAGCCAUUCGACCCCGUCCUCGGACGCGCGUGCGUGGCCGAGCCAUGGCGCCUCCUGGGUGUCAGUUCCUCCACUCUCCUAAAGCGCGUGAGAGAGGAGUUCGGGGUCGGAGAGCAAGGGUUUGUGUGCUUGGGUGGGUUUAGAAAUGUGAGGAGCGUGUACGAGUGGAAGGGGUUGAAGCUAGAGUUGGACGAGAGCAACUUCGAUUUCGGGACGUGUUAUGAGUUGGAGUGUGAGAGCUUGAACCCUGAGAAGGAUAAGAAGGUUCUAGAGGGGUUCUUGGAGGAGAAUGGGAUAAGGUACAAGUACUCGGAUGUUUCCAAGUUUGGGGUUUUUAAGUCCGGCAAGUUGCCGGAAUGAGAGUUUGUAAUUUUGAUGAUAACUAGUGUUUGAAUUAUAUGAGUUCUGUUUUGUGUAAGAUGCAAAGUUGAUGGAUGGUGCGUUAAUUCUGAGCAUGAAAUUUGGAUACGAGGCCGUGGAGUUGGGUGAAGCAUUGUUCAUUGUUCAUUUUAAUGGUAGAAAACCAAGAUGCAGGCCAGCUUGUCGAGGAUGAACAGAAAGAACAACAUGUGCUGGCUUGCACCUUAGUUUUCCUGUUCGAUGUUGAUAUCUCAUUAGGCUAGCUAAGGCCAAGUAUACUUGGUCAUUGUCAGCCAAGUUUCAGUUUAAUUCAUUUCUUUGCAGGCUCAAAA
This is a messenger RNA of Rosa chinensis, 1058 nucleotides long. RefSeq names its product triphosphate tunnel metalloenzyme 3. NCBI's taxonomy places the organism in Eukaryota, Viridiplantae, Streptophyta, Magnoliopsida, Rosales, Rosaceae. The record is from RefSeq and is a predicted model, not a curated record. Bases 25 to 726 code for a protein of 233 amino acids. The transcript has a single exon.